UGUCUCCAACAAGAGCUGAAAGCUGAAUGUAGGACAGAGCCGCAUCUUAAAAUAGCCGACCUCUCUUCCUCUCUCUUCACUUCAGUUCAGUCAAGCAUGACUGAUGUAGUUUUAAAGAAAGAGGCUCCAGGUCUGUAGAGACAGAGAGAAAGAGGCCAUGCAUCGAGAACGAGAAAGACAGAAGUGAAGAAUGAACGACGACUGGUUCACACCCCAGUGAAUUGUGGGUUUCUGUCAGCGUUGCAUCAUUGCUGAAGUACACAGUGCCAACAACACACACAAUAUCAGCCUGCAAACACUGUCUGUCCUGUUUGAUUUGCGUCUAUUGUAUUUGUGUUUAGGUGUGUGUGAUUCUUUUUGUACACUCUACUCAGACUUUCAGCUACAAAGAGCUCUUUGUGUGGCCGGCCUCUGAGCUGAGCUGAGCUGUGAUUGGCUGAGAGUUCCGAGCUUACACGUGAUUGGUCAGGCAGCUUUUACAAGACUCAAAUGGGGUUUGCUGCUGAAUUAAAACCAGUAUGAGGUGCAAAUACACACACAGCUGCACACACUGGCUUUAACAUCUCCAGAAUGUCCGUCGCUGUGCGUAUAAACCAGCUAACCGUUAUACUUCUGUCUGUGCAUCUCAUUCCAACCAAUCCGGUGGCAGAGCAAAAGUUACUUGGUAAAAGCAGAAAGCGUGUGAAUCCGGUCCUCCAUACGGAUGCUCCCGCUCCAGACCCCAUCCGAGACACUCACCGGUACUGCAAUUACCCCAACCUCACCGAGCACGGCUGGGAGGGUCACAGUCCGGCUGACUACAGGCUGCUGUCGGUACACGUGAUGAUCCGGCAUGGAGACCGUUUCCCUCUGUACUCCAUCCCCAAAACCAAGAAGCCCGCCAUAGACUGCGUCCUAUCAGACAAGAGAAAGCCCUCUCACCCCCUCUUGGCCUCCUUCAUUAGUCACAUGGCUCUCGGUGGGCGUGGUCACUGGGAGGCAUCACUGGGAUCUCUGCCCCGAUUACCCAAUCACAGCACCUGUGAAAUGGGAGAACUUACACAGACAGGAGUUGUGCAGCACUUGAAAAACGGCGAUCAUCUUCGCCAGGCCUACAUCAAGCGUCACAGUCUGCUCACUGCUGAUUGGUCGCCGCGGCAGUUGUGGGUGGAGACUACAGGUAAAAGCCGCACCCUACAGAGUGGAUUGGCCUUCCUCUUCGGCUUCCUGCCACGUUUUGAUUGGUCACGACUGACGGUAAGACAGCAGUGGAGUACGCUGUUCUGCGGUUCCUUGUGCGACUGUCCCGCGCGCAACCGGUACCUGGACCAGGAGCAGCGCAGGCAGUAUCGGCAGAGGACUGCAGACACAGAACUGGAGCGCACAUACAUCACAAUGGCGAAGACGUUGGGCGUGGCCACAAAAAUUCUGAGGGCAGCCAAUCCGGUGGAUGCAUUGUUGUGUCACUUUUGUCAUGGUCUUGCUUUCCCAUGCUCUAGCUCACGGACUACAUCAAAGGCUCCGGAUGAGGGGGCGUGUCUUACACUACAGCACUUUGCUGUGAUUCGACGGCAGCAGAAAGAUGACGAACUGGAGCGGCGGGAGGCGGGGCUUUACCGCCGAUAUGCUGUCCUCGCGGCGCAUCCGUACCUCAACCGCACCGCAACGCAGAUGGAGAGGAUCGCCAGAGGAAGCCAAGCGCGCAAAGGAACGGAAGAGGUGGUCUUCGCUUUAGCAUCUGCUCAUGACGUAACAAUGGCGCCUUUGCUAAGCGCGCUUGGUCUGGAAGGGGCGGGGUUUCCAAAGUUUGCAGCGCGGCUGGUGUUUGAGCUGUGGAACGGACCAGAAGCAAAAGACAAUGAGAGAAAGAGUGAUAGAAAACGAGGAAGAUGGUUGAAGAAUAUGUUCAUUCGUGUUCUCUAUAACGGAGAGGACUUGACCUUUGACACUGCCUUCUGCCGUGACCACAAUCGACACUCUGCUCAGCCGCUGUGCCCUCUGGGUAACUUCCUGUCGUUUGUGAGAAAUGAUAUGUUUAAUAUUGUAAACGCGACGAGCUACCAGCAGGCCUGCCACCAAACUGUACUCUAAUAUGUGAACGUGAAUGAGCGAACGGCAAGGAAAGAUGAGGAACGGGUAUGGUUUACCCAAAUAUUCUGUGCAAUUCUGUCAUCCUUCAAGUCGUUCCAAAACCAUAUGACUUUUAGUGGAAUGCAAAUGACACUUUUGAUGAAUAUUUAAUGAAUGCAAGACUUUCGAGCUCAAAAAGCAAAUAAGUUCCCUAAAAGUCCAUGUGACUUCUGCACUAUAUUCCAAUGAGUUUGCAGGUGCUUGUUAAUGAAUGCAUUCAUUGUGAAGAUCAAGAGCAGCAGAUUUCUUCUUUUGUGUCCUGCUGAAGAACUGGAUUGGAAUAACAUGAAGGUAAAAAAAAUUCAACAGAAAUGUUCAUUUUUGGGUGAACUGUUCCUUUAAGACGGAGUACUACUACUAAUGUUCUUGAUGUAGUGUUAUGUUUGUGGACCAAAUAACUGUCCCUGCACAUUGUUUUUGGUACAUUUAACUAAUCACACUGACUAAAUUUGAAGUGGUUUAAAGUAAGCAUUUUAAGCUGUAGGCUGUGACUGAAUAUGAACGUCUGAUUGACGACGUGACGUGAUGAGCUCCUGAAUCCAGACAAACACACAACAGUCAGUUGUUGAAACACCUCUUGCCUUCAUUUUGAGUCACUGAUCUAGGAAUGCUGCGCAGUCAUUAUGACAAUCCCAGUGGUUUUGCUAAAUAUAUAUAUAUAUAAAAAAUGUCAUUUUUAGACCACAUUUCUGAAACACUUGUAUUAGAUUUAGGGCACUUGGCCACUUUAUUGCAGAGUUCCUGCAUUGAUCGAGAAUCUGAUGUUAUUUCAGUUUUACAUCUCUGGAUUUCCCCGUUCUCACUUGAAUAGUAUUAGCAGAAUUACUUGUUUUUAACACAAUCAUGUUGUCCUGAGACAUUCCUCACACAGUUCUUACCCUUUGUUUACACAUACUGUAAAUGUAAAACAAAGCAGUGGUAGUAACUUUGAAUACUGUAAAACUGAUUCAGUCAACUUCUGUAUCAUGAAUGGUGUUCUUAUGAUCAGUCUGUACUGCCACUUUCCAAACCUCAAAGUACAUUUUUCAAUUAAAGAAUCAUUUUGUCUAAAAACUUA
Messenger RNA from Cyprinus carpio (common carp), 3166 nucleotides. RefSeq names its product 2-phosphoxylose phosphatase 1-like. Gene Ontology annotation, biological process: dephosphorylation; glycosaminoglycan biosynthetic process; chondroitin sulfate proteoglycan biosynthetic process. Gene Ontology annotation, cellular component: Golgi apparatus. The record is from RefSeq and is a predicted model, not a curated record. Gene Ontology annotation, molecular function: phosphatase activity. Lineage: Eukaryota; Metazoa; Chordata; Actinopteri; Cypriniformes; Cyprinidae.